Messenger RNA from Dentiscutata heterogama, 606 nucleotides. The record is from the annotation of a GenBank genome assembly. Lineage: Eukaryota; Fungi; Glomeromycota; Glomeromycetes; Diversisporales; Gigasporaceae.
AUGAAUCAACAUAAAUCGAAACGAUUAAAAAGAGCAUACGUGACUACAGCAUGCCAGAAUUGUAGAAGACGUAGAAUACGCUGCUCAGGGGAGGUUACAUGCUUCGAAUGCACCAAGGGUCAUAUGAAAUGCGAAUAUACACAACCAACAAAAAAGAGGGGGAGAAAGCCCAAAGAGCUUGUUCAGGAGUCACCUUCAUUGCGUGAUCAAACACUUUACGAACAUGAAAGAAUUCUUGAGUUUAAUAAUAAUACUACUGAUACUUCUCAAAAUUCAAUCCCAAUUAUUCGAAAUAAUUUUGAGCUUAAUACUUUAAAUUCUCUUCCAUCUUCCGUUGAUCAUAUCCACUUUAACAGUAUUGACGAUUUAUCCACUCAUAUACUUGACCCACAACCUAACGCUCUUAUUCUGGAUAAAUCCACUGAUAUAAUUGAUCCACAACCUAAUGCUCCUAUUCUGAAUAAUUUUUCCGACCAAGCCUUUGACAACUUUUAUUUAUUUCCUCAUUCUUCAUUUUCCACUUUAGUUAUUUCUCUUGAAGAUAUUAAUAUGGCGUAUCCUGAUUUACCGUCAGAUUAUCUGAGUCCCACUAUGAACAUUAUGUAA